AUGAAUGCCAACCACCCGCCAGAGCUCCGCACUGGGCUGCAAAUGAGCACAACCGGACCAGACGUACCUCCUAGUCCUGAGUCUUGUUGCUUCACUACCGCACCAGUUGGCUUGCCAGAUUUCGGUGAGGGUGUCUCGACCGUGCCUUCAUCGAGCAAGGCAUACCAGGAUGCUCUGCAGAACCUGUCGGCCAGCCAUCCUCCCUGGCUUGACAAAGCCGCUCCUCUGUCUUACUUUACGCCCGGGCUUGUUGGGUCCCGUGAAGGCUCUCCGAGAAGCUUCCUGUCACAUCCACCGGUACAGAAGCCUCUACCAGUCGUUCCGGAAACAAGACGGAAACCUGAUCCAGAAGCUGGUCAUUCUGGUGGUGGAAUUCAAGGCAGGAUAUGCAUCGAUCCCCGAAUGCAUCCGACGAAGGCCCACGCGAAACUUCAUCAUCCAGGAUUGCUGAAAGGAGCCGAUUUUUGUGAUGCCGGGGUUGAAUGCGCUCCUAUCGAGCCAAUCGAGUCACCUGAAAAAGACAAACGCUUGUUUCCGUUCGGCGAUUUCUUUGAUGAUUCUUCAGACGAAGAAGGCCCCGUCGUCGGCUACCGCUUCCGCAGACUCACUGGUGGUGACAUUUGCAGAGAAAGAGUAGACGUCUCCAACCACAAACACUCUGGUCACAGCUCAGCCCUCAAAGUACGGCCUGCUCUGGGUGUCACGGCAUUCAAUCUUUCCGAUCACGAACAACGUCAGCCGUAUCAUGGGGUGUCAAAGGUCCGCACACUAGCUGAUAUUCCCCCCAUCAAACUUCUUAAUCCGCCACUGGAAAUACCGUUGCGGGACAGCAGCUUGGCAGACCCUGGCCAAGUUUGUGAUGACCUCGCACCCGAGCAGACAGAAGCCCGUUCCGAUUCAUCCCGGCCCUCCAGCGAAUAUUCAUCGCGCUCUAGUUCCCGGCAUAUAGGCGAUAUGUUGCUCUAUGGGGAAGGGCCGCCAUUCCAUCAACGUGCAGAUUCCGCCCAGUCCAUGAUCUCGGACGGGACUGUAUUCAGUCCAUUUGAAUCGGGUCAACCUGCUGUAGGAGAAAUCUUUCAUCAAGACCGCAGUCCUAUCCUGGACGAGACAGCUGUGCUGAGCGAUGCUGAACCGGCUAACGCACCUGAAGAGACGUUGUGGGCCAACGGCAGGUCAUUCAGUCAGAAUGAGGAUCCGAUACUACGUCCAUUAGAGUGUGGGUUUCCCACUGUCCAUCCAUGCUCUUGUGUUGUGCCGAAGGUCCAGCCGUCUACUGAAGAUCUUCUGGGUGUUGGGCUCCGUCCCUUGGAAUCAACGUCUGAGGUAGCCAGGGGCUCGGAUGUAGAGUUGUCAACUGCAAGCAAGAAGGUUGGCGAGCUCCAUAUUCGUCAUGAUACUGGGCAUUCUACUAACACCUCUCAGGCAUCUUCUGUUGAUCCUCGCCGUGCGACUACGACCACCGUUUCGUCAAACUCGGGGGAUGGUCCUCGCUCAACCGGAAUAACAACCCCAAGAAAUUUGGACCUCAGUCGUCUGGCCUCGUUCUUCCGUGACCUCACCAAGCCGUAUGAGACGUACCAGUCCAAGUUGACUGAAUUACCCGCAAGGGAAAAUACGGUAGAGUCUGUUGCGGGCAAUCAGCCAACGUCUCCCGUCUCGGGAAGGAUCAGGAACCUCACUGGUAAUUCCACCGCGUCAACAUCCUUGGAUACGCGGUUCAAGCGCACUGUGUGCAACAUGGAACAACUGCUCAACAAAGCCAUGGAUUUGGCAAAUCAAGCUGUUGACCAAGAUGACCACCAAUGUCUCGAUAUGCUUGGAACAGUGGACCAUGAAGCAGACUCUCACAACUCUCCACCAAGUGUGCACGAGAGCCUACCUAGCGUCUACGAGUCGAGUGACGAUGAACAGCCGCCUCCUCCUCCUCCUCCUCCUCCUCCUCCUGUUCACAAAAGAACGAUCGAGAAGGUUGCUACGCCACGUUCUUCGAUCAAGCAGCCUCCUCAUGUCCCCAAACAUCAUAGGUCAGCUCCUGGUAUGCGCAGUAGGAACGUCAGAAUCGAGAUUCCCAAGAGGGUCACGAGCCUCAGGAAGCUUAACGCUGGUAUGGUGCAUGCCCCACUAUCAGACCUUCAACGGAGUCGAUUUCAGGAGUUGUCGCCCCCAGUGAGCCCGCUCACGCACGCCCCUUCCAGACCAGACGAUCACGGCCAGACAGAUUCUCUAUCUGAACAAGGCUGCAUUUUGAUGAGUAGAGGGUCCAAGAAGGUCAAGAAGUGUCGCAGUUGCCGCCGUCUUCCUUUGCUCAACCAUCGCUUCAGCUUCUUGUGUGCAAAGGAAGAGGAUGUUCCUCUUAAGGAUACUCGUUCAAGACCUGAUGCCAAGCUGCGACCCGCCGGAAAGUCAAUUUCGGGAAAGAUACGAAAAUCAAACUCUUGGAGCUUCGAUGGUGCUGUUGACCAUCGUCCUGAUGAUUCAAUGGAGGACAGUCUGCUCCAUGAGACGGAUGGAGCUGGGCCGUCGGCCGAGAGAUCAUAUCCGGUCAAAGAUGAUCACUUUGAGCAAGAUGAUCCUCACCCCGAGAAUGGUACCGACAGCAGACGCAUCAACCUUCGUGGCAAGGCACACGUCAGUCUCAGAGGCUAUCAGGGCUUCAGCCUCGCUCGUGCAUAUCGACGCCAUCCCAUUGCUCGCGACUGGUCUACGGUCCGGAAACGUUUUGUGGCGACGGUUGCAUGCCUGAGUACGGCUGUCAUUGGUGUUCUUAUCGGCAUCUAUGCUGGUAUGGUGCCUUCGAUACAGUACAUGAUUGCUGACCUGCAACACUACGCCAUUCUCGGCAAUGUUUUCUUCUACAUUGGUCUCGCCAUCCCCAGCUUCUUCUUCUGGCCGUUACCUCUUCUUCAUGGCCGGAAGCCCUACAUCCUGUCGAGUUUGGUCUUGGCUAUGCCUCUCCUCUUUCCCCAAGCCAUCACGGUUAGCCAGCCUCGGUCACCCUAUGUCAGCACCUGGAGAUGGGCUCUGUUGAGUUCUCGUGCCUUCAUGGGCCUUACCCUGGGCUUUGCUAGCAUGAACUUUCACUCCGUAUUGACUGAUCUGUUUGGGGCUUCGUUGAUGAGCGGCAACCCGCACCAAGAGAUUGUUGACAAGCAUGACGUGCGAAGACACGGAGGAGGUAUGGGUGCUUGGUUGGGGCUCUGGACAUGGUGCUACACUGGCUCUCUUGGAAUUGGGUUCUUGCUUGGGGCCGUCAUCAUUGACAGCGCAAACCCAUCAUGGGGAUUCUACGUCAGCAUCAUCCUCAUCAUGUUCAUCCUUCUUUUGAAUGUUGUCUGUCCCGAAGUCCGACGCUCCCCGUUCAGGAGAUCCGUGGCUGAGGUCAGAAACGGCAACCGGGUUUCGAGAAGGGUGGCCCGAGGGGAGGUCAUGAUGCAUCGUGUCAAGGAUGGUCCUACAUGGUGGGGGCAAGAGGUGUACCAUGGCAUCUUGUUGUCGCUGGAGAUGCUUCGGCAGCCUGGCUUUCUCAUCAUUGCGCUCUACACGGGAUGGAUCUACGCCCAGGUCGUCCUAAUCAUUGUUCUCCUGGGUGCCUUGACGUCGAGGUCAUACCAGUUGAGGUCACCGUUUGUUGGUCUCUGUGUCGCUUUCAUUUCGUUCGGUGCUUUGGUGGCCAUCCCGUUCCAAAAGGCGAACUUAUUUUCUCGGGGUCGCCACCACCAGCAACAGUCAAAUGAGGAUACAUUCGACAAGAAGUUCUCAUGGACGUCUCACCUGCUGAGGCGGACAAUUGUUUGCUUGGUGUUGCCUCUUGUGGGAGUCGCCUACACAUUUGCCUCGACCGGCCCUCCGGUUCCUCUUGAAAUCCCUACACUAUUCGCUACGAUGAUUGGUUUGCUCUCGGGUCUCGCCAUCUCAGAAUGCAACGGCUUGAUCAUGGAGACAUUUGACACUUCGGAUCUUCACCCGGGAAUGACUGGCCGGCCGCGUGGUGCCUCCAACAAGUCAUCCAAACGCACCAACUACUCGUCUUUUCCCUGCGUCACAGCCGGGUUUGCAGUUUGCCACACGAUUGGGUUUGUCCUGGCAGCUGUGGCUACGGCAGUGGGAGGUAAUCUGCAGCGAAACCUCGGUCAGCAAGCUGCAACUGGUGUCGUUGCCGGUAUUCUGUUAAUCCUGACGCUCCUUCUCCUCGCGGUUCUCAUUCGCUUCAAAGAUGUGCAAAUCAUUCCCGUUUCCAAGAAUCUCGAGAUGGAAAAGUGGGAGAAGUACCGCAGAGAGAGCAUCCGCCGUCGCUCUGAAGUGUCCGCACCUGCCACACAAAACACCAUGACCGACGCAGAGAUGUGGCGGCCUCUUCUCAUGGGCAAUCCCUCUAGCCGCAUGCGCCGUGUCAACAUUCUUGAGCUGGGGUCCAUGAGUCGGUGGACAGAGAUUCGCAAGAAGAACCGUCUGAUUGAUGAGACGUCAGCUCAUCUCAACCGUGCUGCUCUCGAGUCGGCAGCUACGGCCCUUGAGGAGACAACCACUGAUCUUGUCCGUCGUGUCAGCAGCCGGAGGAACAACCGGAGCCCUCCGCCACGGAGGUUUUUCACUGGCAGCCCUGGCCCUUCGGGGGUAGCGAGAAGUGAGAGUCCCAUACAGCGGGCUGUGAUGACGCCAAAGGCUAUGGAGCUUGAUUCCUUUAUUGUGGUCAGACAACCACCUGUUGCUGCUACUGCUGUUCCGGCGAGUCCAUCGCCACUUCCGGGCCAUUCCAAGACGAGAGGCGCCGGUGAUGACUUUAUGGAGCGGGAGUGUGUCAUGGGGCAGACGGUGAAGGAGGAAGAAAAUGAGAAUGGGGAUGGGGCGCUGUUUGAGUCGAGUGAUUUUUUGAGUUCGUCGGAUGACCAGAAGGAUGUUGUUGGGCGUGGUCGUGCGGAGAUCAAGGACAAGUUUGAUGAUGCGGGACAUCAAGGUCAUGGUCAUCAGAGUCAUUUUCAGGAGGAGGAGAGCGAGGGGAGGAGGAAUGGGAAUGAGAUUCAAAGGAAGUGA
This is a messenger RNA of Podospora anserina S mat+, 5031 nucleotides long. RefSeq lists its product as uncharacterized. Bases 1 to 5031 code for a protein of 1676 amino acids. The transcript is spliced from 2 exons. The record is from RefSeq and is a predicted model, not a curated record. Gene Ontology annotation, biological process: transmembrane transport. Gene Ontology annotation, molecular function: transmembrane transporter activity. NCBI's taxonomy places the organism in Eukaryota, Fungi, Ascomycota, Sordariomycetes, Sordariales, Podosporaceae.